UGAGGCCUCGAGAUGCUGAGAGAGGAGAGACAUGAGACUGAUGGGAAGGGGGAAAUAAUCGUUCAGACAUUGUAGUGAAGAUCAAACGUGCAGCAAGCUCAUCGAGAGUCCAUGCGGCUUGCCACAACUGAGUCAACUCAUAUCAGACGCUGGAAUCUGGUGUUGCUUACGUAAGCAUGCACCCUGAACGGGACCAAUUUCCCCCUUUCAUUCAGGCAACGGCACCGCGAGUAACCCCGACAUGGACCCACCCCUGCUGAGCUCAAGGGGUAGGCUGGGCGAGUAUCGUAUCGUAAGGAAGAUAGCUGAUGGGGCUCAUGCAUCGGUUAAGCUGGGGGUACACACAUUGACCAACGUCAAGGUUGCAUUGAAGUUUAUGAGUAAAAGGCUCAUCCCUAUUCCAAGCAUCGACGAGCUAGAUAUGCGAACGAGAGUAGAGCGCGAAAUCCAAUACCUUAGAAACUUUCGCCAUCCGCAUAUCAUCAAGCUCUACGAAGUCAUUGAUACUCGAAAACACGUUGUAAUGGUGAUGGAGUACGCUGAGGGCGAGUUAUUCUACAUGAUCGCUAAGAAUGGACGAUUACCCGAGUCGGAGGCGCGGACCUAUUUCCAGCAAAUAAUGUACGCACUGGCUUACUCUCACUCCAUGAAUGUCGUGCAUCGUGAUCUGAAGCCCGAAAAUGUCUUGCUUGACGACGAGCUCAAUGUAAAAUUGGCUGACUUUGGAUUAUCAAAUGAAUGGCAUGAUUCCGAAUGCCUCAUGACAGGAUGUGGAACGCCAAACUACUGCGCCCCAGAAAUCAUCAAAGGCGAGGCUUAUGGGGUUGAAAUAGAUGUUUGGUCUUCCGGUGCCAUCCUAUUUGUCAUGACGUGCGGAAGACUUCCAUUCGAGAACGACGACGUAGGCGCGUUAUUCCGCCAAAUUAUCGACGGCAACUAUGAACUCCCCGAUUACCUCUCCGAAAAUAUCUGCUCGCUCAUACGAGGAAUGAUGACUGUAAACCCCCUCGAACGCCUAUCAGUCUCCGAGGUGCUGGAUCACCCAUGGAUGACCGAAAAAAUGGCCCCAAAAUACCUGCGGCGAUCGUAUCAAAAUCACGCUGAACACAUUCACGGGCCUGUUGUAUCUAUGUCCAACCUCCUCCAUGAGUAUUCGGUGCACCCUGAUCUCGAUGAGACCAUUAUUUCCGAACUGGUUAGCUGUACCUCGGCCUCACAUGAGGAUAUUAGAAAUACGUUGCUUGUUGACGGCCCGAAUGCGGUUAAGGUUGCAUACGACCUUUGCGCCGACCGUCGACAAUCAGCUCAGCAUCAUAGACCAAAGAAACGAUCAUCCAGACCCUUUCUUAUUAACAUAGAGGAAAGUGACACAAUGCAGCAAGUUAAUGGUUUGAUGAUGAACACGUCCCUCGAAGCCUCCGCUGAAACCGUCGCAAGCGAAGGGUCUGCACCCCCUUCACGGAAAUCUUCGCGGAAAAGACGGUCCAGCUUCGAUCGACUGGACAAUACAACAUUCGAAGUCAUGCAUUCUGGUGGACAGGAUGAUUCGCGUCUAUCACAACGAACUCUUUUGGGGUCCCCAUUGUUGGAGGCUCCGUUUGCCUUACCUGAAUCGGUGACGCCUCCACGACGGAAUAAUCGAACUAGGAACUGGCAUUUUGGUAUCCGUUCCACGAGUCCACCAAUGGAAGUUAUUCAUGAACUGUACAAAUCAAUGCAACGGCUUGGCAUCGAAUGGCGGGAGAAGCGAGGUAUCUGGGCCACAUCUCCCGAACGCGAUUUUGAGCUCGGUCCGAUUGAGCAGGCGCGCGGGGAUGACCUUGAUAUUUUCACCAUUGACAUACGGUGGAGAAAGAGAGCCAUGGUGGCACUCAUAACUUUACGCCUAUAUAAAGUAGCUAGCACCGAAGAAUUGUAUCUGGUGGACUUCGUUUAUCGAGGGCAGUACAAAGCUUCUGCAGACCCCAACGCUGCCUCACGGUUUGAACCGGAACGCCCCAAUAGCAACCCCUCUGCUGGGUUUAUGAACCCUUUCCUUUUUUUCGAGUGUGCCUCCGAGCUCAUCACCGAGCUGACUGGUUCAGGUGAUUAAUGCAGGGUGACUCCCGCAUUCCUUCGAAACAUGAUCACAUCUAGCGAUUGCAUUGGUUUUAUGGACAUUUCUUCACGGACUGUGCAUGACGAUCCCU
Molecule: messenger RNA, 2189 nt
Organism: Cantharellus anzutake
Lineage: Eukaryota; Fungi; Basidiomycota; Agaricomycetes; Cantharellales; Hydnaceae
Product: kinase-like domain-containing protein
Exons: 11
Coding region: 242-2092 (616 amino acids)
Biological process (GO): protein phosphorylation; intracellular signal transduction
Cellular component (GO): cytoplasm
Molecular function (GO): ATP binding; protein serine/threonine kinase activity
Source: RefSeq, a predicted model, not a curated record